This is a messenger RNA of Linum trigynum, 469 nucleotides long. NCBI's taxonomy places the organism in Eukaryota, Viridiplantae, Streptophyta, Magnoliopsida, Malpighiales, Linaceae. The record is from the annotation of a GenBank genome assembly.
UUACCCCCAACAACAAACGAUGAAGAACAGCGUGAUGAUCAUCUUCCCAAACAUCCUCAUCGUUGCUAUCUCCGCUUCCCUUUUCAUGUAUCUCGCAGACAGUAGAAGCCCCGCAUCAAUCACUUGCAGCACUGUCGAACUUAAUGCGAUGCCAUGCCUUCCAUACGCCGAAGGCGACAAGCCCACAAUCGACCCUAAGUGCUGCACCGGUCUCCAAAAUCUCGUAGCAACUGCAACCUCCAAAUACGACAAGGUGACAGCAUGUCAUUGUUUGGAAGAUGCUUUCCAGAAGUUUCCUGCUAUCCAGGACAAGUAUAUGAAAGCGAUUCCAAACCUAUGCAACGUUACGGUUCCUUUCCCUCUCUCAAAGGAGAUGAAAUGUGACAAGUAAGCAGAAUCACUACCUAACACCAACUCUCUAAAAUUACAAUAAUGCUUGAAAAAUAUUUAGUAAAUUCUAUUCACGAAU